This is a messenger RNA of Peromyscus californicus insignis, 5535 nucleotides long. It is a transcript of the gene Zbtb32, whose product is annotated as zinc finger and BTB domain containing 32. NCBI's taxonomy places the organism in Eukaryota, Metazoa, Chordata, Mammalia, Rodentia, Cricetidae. Gene Ontology annotation, biological process: regulation of transcription by RNA polymerase II. The transcript is spliced from 5 exons. The record is from RefSeq and is a predicted model, not a curated record. The coding region runs from base 4081 to 5532 and encodes 483 amino acids. Gene Ontology annotation, cellular component: nucleus. Gene Ontology annotation, molecular function: DNA-binding transcription factor activity, RNA polymerase II-specific; protein binding; RNA polymerase II cis-regulatory region sequence-specific DNA binding.
GACAGGGUUUCUCUGUGUAGUUUUUGGUGCCUGUCUUGGAUUUCGCUUUGUAGACCAGACUGGCCUCGAACUCACAGAGAUCUUCUUGCCUCUGUCUCCCGAGUGCUAGGAUUAAAGGUAUGCGCCACCGCCCGGUGACCUGUCCUUUCUUGACUCUGUCCCAGGGUGAUGGUGGCAGAUGAUGCUCUUUGCAUGAGCCUGAGAAGCAGAAAAUGGGGACAGUUUUUGUUGUUUCAUUCAUAGUGUCUCAUGUUGCUCAGGGUGACUUCAAACUCAUGAUCCUCCUACCUCAGCCUCCUGAGUGCUAGGAUUACCACCAGCAAGUGUCACUUUUAUCAGAGGAAAAAUUGUUCCAAGAAAACUGAAUCAGGUUAUAAAUCAGAAGCCAGAUGCAGCAGGUUGGUUAGUUUGGGAAAAGAUCAAACUUUGAAAUUACCUCUCAGAGCUGGGCAGUGGUGGUACAUGCCUUUAAUCCUAGCACUUGGGAGGCAGAGGCAGGUGGAUCUCUGUGAGUUCGAGCUCUGGUCUACAGAGUGAGAGCCAGGACAGGCACCAAAACUACACAGAGAAACCCUGUCUCAAACAAACAAACAAAACAAAAAUAUCCUAGAGAGGUACUUCAUUAGGAGAGAGAGUCUCAGCAUAAUAGGGGUCUUGAAGAAAAGCCAUCUGAUCCCAGAGGAUUUUUCUGACUUGUAUAGGUUUCUAUGAAGUAGCAGGAAGUUUCAUACCAUGUGAUUUAGUCUAGCGAGAUCUACAUGGAGCCAGGUACUAGAUAACCUUGUAUUGUAAUGGCGAGAGGGGGAGUCUGCAAGGCCACAGAACAGCACCGCUUCUCAACUGUAUCCUAGAGAGCUGGAGAGUAGCCGGGGAGGUAGCUAACUGUCUGGGACAGCGAGAAAGGCACCUAGUGGGCCUGGGAUCUAACAGCAGUGUCCCUGCUCUUGCAAGUCCAAGUGCUCGCUGCAGGGUUUCUGUUGUCAUUGCUUAAUGCCCAACGUCUUGGAUUGCCCUUCCAUGGCUGUAGGAAGAAGCUAGGGAGGGCCUCAAGUGUCACCAGCAUAAGGGCUCAGGUUCAAGGACCCUGUCAAUACCUCUAAGGGGGAUAGCCUUACCAUGGGUGACACCAAGUGGGAGGCAAGAUGGGGUUUCCUAUGCUUAGGGGGCUUUUGUUUACUCAGCGGGAGUCCCCUUGCUCAUUUCUCCCUUUGAGUACCCCGAAAGCUCACUGUCACCCCCAUCAACUAUCUUUGCUUACAGAGAUACUUUGAGCAGCCCCCACUUCUUGGUCAUCAGUGGGUAAAGCACACCAGUGGGGCAGCUGAGUCACUGGCAGGGGAGGGGAGGGGAGGGGCUGCCUCCUCUGGGUGACGAGGCUGUUGCCAGACCCCAGCACCUUGCCCUCUACAGCUGUGGCUUUGCCUCACUUCUUAGAGACCAUGUGUUUUUGUGUUGGACAAAGGUUUGUGCUUGCACACCUAUCAGGAGUGGCACUUUGUGUCUUUCACAUAGGAGUAUCUAGUGUGUUCCCAAGUGUGUGAUGUUAGGAAUUAGAAAGCUCAGAAAUGGAAAAUAUUUAACAUUCAGAGGAACAGAUGAACAAAGUUGUCAUUUGCAUUUUCCUUUUCGCUCUGACUCAUCUUCCCCUAUCUCCACCCUGCUGCCCCUUCACCAGCCUCACCCACCGACACACCCUGUCUGAUCUAGGAAGGGUUGACACCUGCCUGCAUCCAAGCUGGAACGGAGGGAAGGCAUCCUGGGUCUGGAGGGAGAGAGUAGCAGAAGGCAGGUCUGAAUACCUCGGAAUCCUGGAGCCAAAGGGAGAAAAGCUAAUCUUACCUUAUUGGGUCUAGGAGGGGGCUGGAAUCUAGGGAGAAACCUAUGGGGACUCAGACUGAUUCUUGUCACACAGCAGUCUAUCAGCAUCUGGCUAGUUUCUCUCCUAGUUAUUUAUUGCACCUAUAUGACACACCAGACAUAAUCCAUGAAUGUCCCAAAGUGUCUGUUAAGUGAAUGAAAUGAUCUGCAAAGGAUCAGAUUGACAGAAUGGAAAAAACAACAGAAAAAGAAACUUGAGUCUCGAAGGCUUUAUCCCUUCCUCAAAUGAAAGAGUACCAGGGCUGGGUAUGGUGGCACUGGCUGAGGCAGGACAGAGAUUUUAAGGACACCUUGAGCUACACAGGAAGAGGAGGAGAGAGAGAGAGAGACAGAGAGAGAGAGUCUAAAAGUGUGAAAAGAGACGGAAAUCUCCAAGGGACCUUGACCCCUUGAGCAGAAAGUGAAAGAAGCCCCCUGGUUUUGAUUUCAGAGAAAUGUCAUUUGUCAUCAGCCCAGGAAAAGGAGAUUUUUCUCUUCGAAGACCACCACAGGCUUCCUGGGGUUGCCCCCCCUCAGAGUCUGCUGGGAGGAUCUGAGUCACACACACCCAGUCCUUGCUGUGGUCCAGGGAACAAGGGUCAGCCUCACAGAGUAAGAGGGGCUAAAUGUACUAAGCCAGGGAGGGAGGGACGAGGUUCCGCCUUUGGUUCCCCUGUGCUUCAAAUUCUGUUUCUGUCCUUAUACUAUGAGGUAUCAGAAACGGUCCCCAGCUCCUCCAUGCGACUAUCGCCUCUGAGACAGACCUAAUAGCAGCUGAGUGUUGUGCUGAACUCACAGACCACUUCCUCAUGCAUGCCACUUCAUCUCCCCCUGCGCACACACCUCGAAAGAGCACUGAUAUUUGAUGCAUGAGGUGACUGAGGCUCAGAGAGAUGACUUGCCCAAGGUGAUUCAACUAGUAAAUGGCAGAGAUGAGGCUCAGACUCUGACUAUUCCAAAGUUCCUGGCCCCACAGAUUCACGUCUAAUAAGGUAGAGUUAGAGUGAGGAACUGUCCGGGUUGUCAAAAGUAGAUGAUAGUCUCUUGUAGGUCUCAGGCAGAGACAGAAGGUAUAAAGCCACACCCCUUUGGGGGACUGUGGCAGAUUGAUACUUGGGAUGACUGAGGACAGGGGUGGAGCUAGCUGGAGGGGAGCCCCAAGAGCAGCAGAGAGCAUGCGGUGCUAGGAGGCAGCUACAGAGGUGAGUGACUGUCUCCCCGCAGCCAAGCCUUUCCUCCAUUCCAACCUUCUGUUCCGCCCCUGCCACCUUGCACCACUCACCCCACGGUGUCCAAGUAGUAACCCUCCCUCCUACGAGGCCCCCCCCCCUCAUGGAGGGUCUGCAGGCGCGGGAGGGCUAGGCCUGCUAGGUGCUACGGCACUUGGGCUCUUUCUCCAUCUCCGUCUCCAGUAUUCUGGGAGGCCCGUGUGAUGGCUUUGUGGGUGAUUAAACUCUUGACUUGUUGGGCACUUUCUGGGCUUCAUUUUUGGCUUAUAAAAACAGAAAUCAAACCAUGCUUUAGGCUCAUUCUGAGAGGAGAUAGCUUCCCCUUCUCAAGGUUCCCUUUCCUUUCAGUUCCACAGGCAUCACAGCCUCCUCUAAACCUCUGCUGUAGCUCUCAAUCACUGGACAGGAAUCUGGUCUUCCUAAUUCCUUCCCUGAGAUGUCUUCUAGACAUGUCAGCCUCGGAGAGUGACGCCCUAGAGCCUGCUCUCCUGCGGUGUAGCUUGUCUUGCUGCCUUCUCUGGCUUUCUGAGCUCACAGUGGGGUGGGGGUGGGGGGACCCACAAGCUUUAUGAGCUCUUUCAUCUUACUCCAUUAAUGCCAGGUUUUGUGCGAAGUGAGGGAAAGCCCAGGCUGCUCAGAGGGUUUUCCCUGCAGAAGAGCCUGGGGAAGCAAAAAUCUUGAAGCCUGAGUUGGCUAACUAUACCAGUCCUAAACCCACUACUUGAUACCUCUGCUAACUGCCUGGCUCUUGCUCCUUAGGCCCCAAACCUGACCCAGUGUGGAUUCUUCUACUGCCAUAUCCCCACACCUUGCCUUUGACUUAGUUUGACUCAUUCAGGACACACAGCUCCAAUCUGAAACCAGAGACUCACUCUUUCUCCCUUCCCCUCCACAGGCCUGAGAAUUUGCGGUAUCUCCCUCCCCUUUCUGCCAUGGACCCCCCAUUGUGACUUUUCUUUCGGAGCUUCUGAACCGGGUAGAUUAGCCAGGAGCCAUGCCCCAGACCCCCACAAGACUGAUCAGCCCCUAUGGCUCUGAUAGGUUGGUGCAGUUAGCUGCUCGGCUUCGGCCAGCACUCUGUGAUACCUUGAUCACUGUAGGGGGCCUGGAGUUCCCUGCUCACAGCUUGGUGCUAGCAGGGGCAAGUCCAAGGCUGGGUUGCAGGGGCCGGUGGGCUCUGGUUGAAGGCAUCAGCCCUUCUACCUUUGCUCAGCUUCUAACCUUUGUGUAUGGAGAGAGUGUAGAGCUACAGCCUGAGGAGCUGGGGAACCUUGAAGAGGCAGCCAGAGCCUUGGGGGUGCAGGCCCUGGAAGAGGCAUGCAAGAGAGCUCAAAAGGACAAGAAUGAAGAUGAGCUGGAUCCAGGACUGAAGAGGCACCAGGAGGCAGAGGAACUCAUGAGGAAUUCUGAGAGAGGACUUGGGGGUCCUGGAGAGAAACAGAAACCAGAGAAGGAUUUUAGAAGUAAUAGGAGAGAACAGGAGAUGCUAAAUAAGCGCAAAGCACCCGGAGAGAGCCCUGAGAGGGCAGAGAUAACUAGGAAGAUGAGAUCAGAGGAGGCCCUCAGCCCAGCCCCCGUGGGCCACGGGGGAGCAGAAAGGAAGCAAGGAGAGGCCAUAGGAGGUAUAGAGAGCCCCAAGGGCUCUGAGGAGUGUCUCCGUGGGUGCCCUGGUCCCCUUUCCCCACCAGGUUCCCUCCUAACCAGCCUCAUUCCCAGGCCCUGGUGGGCUGAGGCCCCUUGGUGUAGAGAGGGCCAACCUACCCUGUGGAGCAUUUUCCUGUGGCCGCCCAGAUAUGGCACUCCCUUCUCCCUUAGCACCCCCAUCACUGCAGCCUGGCAGGUCUGGCCUCAAGACCAGAGGAUCCCACUGACCUUGUGCCACUCCAAAGGUCUCUGGAGUCAGAAUCAGCUGGCCUCCUCCAGCCCCGCUCCAGGAUCCUUUCCCCAGGGCCCUGAACAACUCAGCCCUUGGGAGAUAGAAGAGUCUGGGCAAGGGCACACAGGCACACUGGCAACCUGUGUGGGUCAAGAUCACACAUUGAGCUGCCCAUCUCACCAACACCCACCUUUACCCCCUCCUGCUCGCUCUCGGCCCUAUUCUUGCUCUGUCUGUGGAAAGAGGUUUUCACUCAAGCAUCAGAUGGAGACGCAUUACCGAGUCCACACAGGAGAGAAGCCCUUCUCCUGUAGCCUCUGUCCUCAGCGCUCCCGGGAUUUCUCUGCCAUGACCAAGCACCUGAGGACACAUGGGGCUGCUCCCUAUCGCUGCCCUCUGUGCAGGGCUGGCUGCCCCAGCCUGGCUUCCAUGCAGGCGCACAUGCGAGGUCACUCGCCCAGCCAGCUGCCGCCUGGAUGGACCAUACGCUCCACCUUCCUCUACUCUUCCUCGAGACCGACUCGAGCCUCGAUCUCUCCCGGGAAUCCUACCUCCUCCUCUGCCACCUGACCG